Molecule: messenger RNA, 606 nt
Organism: Dromiciops gliroides (monito del monte)
Lineage: Eukaryota; Metazoa; Chordata; Mammalia; Microbiotheria; Microbiotheriidae
Product: apoptosis regulator BAX-like
Exons: 1
Coding region: 127-606 (159 amino acids)
Biological process (GO): intrinsic apoptotic signaling pathway in response to DNA damage; mitochondrial fusion; positive regulation of apoptotic process
Cellular component (GO): mitochondrial outer membrane
Molecular function (GO): channel activity; protein heterodimerization activity; protein homodimerization activity
Source: RefSeq, a predicted model, not a curated record
CACCUGAACUCUGAAUUGGACCUAAGCUCCCUGUGUUCUGGAUCAGGUAUGGGCUACCUAUGCACAGGUUUAGCCCAAUUUUUUGUUAAGAAUUGUGAAUGAAGAGGAGGAGGCGGCGGCGGAGCGAUGGACGGCUCCGGGGAGCCCCUGCGAGGCGGGGUCGAUUCGGGGACCAGGAGCGGCGAGCAGAUCUUGAGGACCGGGGCCAUACUGCUGCAGGGGUUCAUCCAGGACCGCGCGGGCCGGGUGGCGGGGGGCGCCCCCGAGCUGCUCCUGGACUCUAUGGGGGACUCGGCCCCGCUGCCCUCGGACCUCCAGACCAAGCGGCUGACCGAGUGCCUGCGUAGGAUCGGGGACAAGCUGGACAGCAACAUGGAGCUGCAGAGGAUGAUCGACGCGGUGGAGACUGACUCCCCUCGAGAGGUCUUCUUCCGAGUGGCGGCCGAGAUGUUCUCCGACGGCAACUUCAACUGGGGCCGGGUCGUGGCCCUCUUCUAUUUCUCCAGCAAACUGCUGCUUAAGGCGCUUUGCACCAAGGUCCCAGAGCUGAUGCGAACCAUUGUGGGCUGGACCCUAGACUUCCCGCGAGAAUGGCUGCUCACCUGA